Fusarium vanettenii 77-13-4 is the source of this 4282-nucleotide messenger RNA. RefSeq lists its product as uncharacterized. Bases 1 to 4026 code for a protein of 1341 amino acids. The record is from RefSeq and is a predicted model, not a curated record. Gene Ontology annotation, molecular function: DNA-binding transcription factor activity, RNA polymerase II-specific; DNA binding; zinc ion binding. NCBI's taxonomy places the organism in Eukaryota, Fungi, Ascomycota, Sordariomycetes, Hypocreales, Nectriaceae. Gene Ontology annotation, biological process: regulation of DNA-templated transcription; DNA-templated transcription. The transcript is spliced from 8 exons.
AUGUCUGGUCCCUCGCUCUCGAGCCUCUCCCACAUUCUCGAUCCUCCGCGUCCGAACCCCGAUCCCACUUCCGCUCCGAACACUGCUUCGGCUCCGGUUCAUUUUGCUUCGUCUCAGUCGUAUCCGCCUCCGCCUUCUGUUGGGCUCAGUGUGAGGCCCUUCAACCCCGCUGCCAUCGGACAACCCUCGUCUGCGCCCACCACCACGCCUCCUAAUCCGGCUUCAGCCGCGCCUGGUUCUGCUGUGAACAGAGCGCACACAGGGCCAUCUCUCUACGCCUGCGGGGACUGUGGGCGCCGUUACUCAAGACCUGAGCAUCUUCAGCGUCAUGUCCAGACGCACACUCUUGGCCGUCGCUUCGCCUGCGGUGUCUGCGGCAAGACGUUUGCGCGCGCGGAUCUGAAGAAGCGGCACGAGACAAAUCACGAGAAUGACUCGUCCAAGAAGAGGCGCCGUGCCACAACCUCUCCGAGCGCUGGUCGUGUAACACACGCUUGCAAAGCAUGCGCUUCUGCCCGUGUCAAAUGUCAGGAAGAGAAGCCCUGCCAGAGAUGCGUUCGUCGGGGGUUGACGUGCGUCUCUGCAGAGGCUGGCUCAGCCGCCGCCAUGCAUUUGAUACAUUUAUCUGCCAACGGGCACUCAAGCACGCCCUACGGCGAUGAACGCGAAAAUACGAGCUUCUCCGCCGAUUAUCCAAUUGCUGGUAUGCCCGAUUCAACGCUGCAGGUCCACCACUCUGUUGAAAGAACCUCCCCGUUUGAACAGACUCCUCCAUUGAAUUCGGACUCUGGCCAACUAUCUACCCCAGAUACAGUUGGAGAUCACGCCAUUUCAGAUGGCUUGACACCCAAACUCGAGCCUGGCGCAGGGGGGCCAAUGCCCGUGGACCGCCUUCCCUUCUGCGACUUCCUCCGAGAUGUGUUGUACGAACAACAACAGUUUGACCAUUCUACCAAAAUGGCCGAGAACCAAGGACUUGCUGUCUUGAACUUUUGUGAUGACAGCAACCUGGAGCUCUCGGACAUGGAUUUUGGCCUGCUGGAUCACUGGAAUACCGAUGGCAUGACUGACACCUUGCCGGUCCAACAGGAGACCCCUGAAACGGACAACUCUGUCGAUAUUGCACAGAUGCGUCAGAGUUUGGUCAAUGCUUGGGACGUGUCUCCCUGGAGAUGGGACCCCGUGGCCAACGACAACGCCUAUGGCGAGCAGGCAAAUCUGCCCGUCCCAAACAGAGAUGUUGCCAGCAUACAAGCCCAAGCGGCUAAGAAGGGACUGCAAAAAGUGGUUGACCAGAAACUGGAUCUGUCAUGCCGCGACCGAGUCUUGGCUGUGGUCUUGAGUGCGUGUCGACCAGACUCCAUGUCGAAUCGCAUAUCCUCGUCGUUUCCCUCGGCAGAUGUCAUGGAUACAAUGGUUCACAUCUUUCUCAACUCCCACACUAAUCAAGUAUCGGAAUGGAUACACUUUCCGACCUUCAAGCUCAACGAACAAGAGCCGGAAUGGAUAGCUGGUGCAGCAGUAGGUGGUGCCGUCUUGGCGCCAAUAUCGACACUACGCAAGUUUGGAUACGCUCUGCAAGAGUCCGUCCGCCUCGUUAUGCCCAACCGAUUUGAGAUGAACAAUGAGACAAUCUUGAAUAUAGGUCUAAUUCAAGCUAUCAUUCUUGGCCAAGACGCCGGUCUCUGGAGUGGGAAUCGACGAAAGAUGGAGAUUGCCGAAUGCCACGUCAACAUUCCCGUCACAAUGAUGCGAUAUCGUGGCAAGCUUCAGAGAUCCUCCUACCCUUUGAUUUCGGUCGACCCUGCAGAUGAAGGUGCCAUUCUAGAGCAGAAAUGGAGGAGCUGGAUCGAGUUGGAGAAGUGGAAACGACUUGUCUUUCACUGCUUCCUCCGAGAUAGCCAGCAGUCCAUGACAGCUUUGACGAACCCCGUCAUGUCUUACUCUGAGCUGACUCUUCCUCUACCAGCUGCCAAGGAGCUCUGGUAUGCCAAAACGGCAAAGGAAUGGAAAGGCAUCUACCUCGAGCGGGAGGCGGGACAGACUAAGAGGGCGCCAUCAGUAGGCGAUCUUCUUUAUGACGUGAACCUUCUUCCCGCGAACCGCCACCGUGUAGACGUGCAAUUCUCGACAGCAAUCUAUCUGCACGCAUUCUGGGCCCUCAUUCUCGAGUUCAGGUGUCUGAGCUCGGCCUGUAGAACGCGAACCUACACGACAAGCGCCAUCGGAGGCUACGGCUCACUGCUUGGCUCGCGGCACCAGCAACUGGUCCAGGAUCUUCAGGCCUUUCAGUCAACGACAGCCACCUGGCCUGAGAUUUCUGCGCAGGAGCGGCUGGUGCUCAACCAGCUCAUGAUGAACCUGCACGUGUCCCUGGAUGACCUUCAGCUCUUCGCGGGCAAGGAGGGAGAGGAUCAGGCACGGCGAGUCUAUCCGGUGCUACAGAAGUGGACUGAGACGACCGACUCUCGCGCAGCUGUUAGUUGCGCCGGCCAGGUUUUGCGAUUUGCGAAGCUAUUCCCAGCUGGUCAGUUGAAGAACUUUUAUGCAGUUGGGGUCCAUCACGCGGCGCUCGCCCUGUGGACUUAUGGUGUGGUGACCCGGGCUAGUCGUCGGCAAAACGCGACCUUGCCGCAGGAAAAGGUCUACCUCGAUGACCCAGAGUCGAUAGUGAUGCAGAGAUUCAUCACACUUGGGCAGGGUCGGCCUAUCAUCCGUGGACCCGCGGGACGUGAGGGAGCACCCGAAGCGGCGAUCGAGGAUCCAAAGACAAGUAUGGAAGCAGCAUACGAGGUGCUAAGGACCAACUUCUCAAACGGGCAAAGCACAGCUCCGGCCAUUGUCGAGAAUCUGUGUGUGUUGAUAAGGCAGCUGGGAAACGCUGCGUGGGCGGUUGGCCCGGCCCUCGUGGCCACCACCACAGUCCUGGCUACAGUCUCAUUCCUCGCACUCGCUCGUGCUCUUCUCUACCCUGCCCGCCCAAGCAGAAUCCGAAAUCCCCUCAGCGAGGGCGUCUACGCCAAGAGCCGUGCCGACGAGACCAGAGGCCUUGUCUACCAGCCGGAUCAGUUUCCCGGAGCCCGAGACGUGGAGACUCCGUAUGGGAGCAUACGAGUCUAUGAGUUUGGCCCUGAGGAUGGAGAAAAGGUCUUGUUUGUUCACGGCAUCAGCACCCCGUGUGUCACUCUUGCACCUUUGGCCAACGCUCUCGCCAAGCGAGGCUACCGUGUGAUGCUCUUUGAUCUCUUUGGCCGUGGAUUCUCAGAUGGUGUAGCUGACCUCCCCCAUGACGCCCGCCUCUACGUCUCCCAGAUGCUCCUCGCCCUGGCUUCGAGCCCCCUGGCCUGGACUGGUACCGGCGCCUUCCGUCUCAUCGGUUACUCCCUUGGUGGUGGCAUUGCCGUGCACUUUGCCAACGCCUUUCCUGGUCUGGUCCGAGAUCUUGUCCUUCUCGCUCCUGCGGGUCUCAUCCGUGCCGCCUCCUUUGGUCACGUCUCUCGCUUCCUCUUCCAAACUGGUCUGGUUCCGGAGCGUAUCCUCGCUGUAGCCACACGCCGACGACUCCAGCAGCCCAUCGCUGCCUCGGCAAGACAACCCGACAAGUCGGCCAUCGAGAGCAUCACCACUCCGACGCCCGUGGCCGUUGCUGAAGCCGAGGUCGUGCCCGCGUCUGGCGAGCGUGUUACGCCUCUGGAGCAGCGUGUGAUGGAGUACGUUCGUUGGCAGGUGGUCAAUCACCAUGGCUUCGUCCCCGCCUUCAUGUCGAGCAUUCGCUUUGCACCCCUGACUGAGCAGCACCAGGCGUGGGAGAAGCUAGCCGAGCGUGCCCCUGGCACCACUGCCAUCUUUCUGGCUGUUGCCGAUGAGAUCAUCAACGUUGAAGAUUACCGUCGGGAUGCGCUGCCUCUGGUUGGUGGUGAGGACAAUGUGCGCUGGCGUGUAUUGCCCGGCAGCCACGACUUUGUCAUGACGCACGUGGGGGAUAUUCUCCGAGAGAUUGAUGACAUGUGGCACGUCAAGGCAUAAUGGCUUUCAUGCAAGAUAUGGGUCAUGUUUCUUACCGUCAUUCGUCACAAGAGGAUUAGAUAUCAGGGGAACCUUUUAGAGAGGCGCCAGCAGGGAGUUGGGUAAUGAUUUUCCCCUGUUUUUCUCUUACCACUGGGGCAUUCUGAGGAUCUGAUGCAGAGCAGAGUAUAUGAACUUUUAGUCACCAAGGAAACGUCUUCUGCGAGACUUGCGGUGAUUUGAUGCCUUCGAUUAUCGUACAAUUCUUUCAACUCCC